AGGAGAGAGAUAGGGCGAGAGGGAGAGAUUUACAGAGGUAAAGGCGAUACGAGCACAACAAGACGGGCGAGCGGAGAGGGACAGACGGGUUGAGGGAGGACAGUGAGAGAAAAAGAGACAGAAAGUGGGCUGACUGCAAGCUAAGGGCGAUUUUGAGUUGGACGGAAGCAGGUGCCAAAGUGCCACAAGGGUCUGUGGGUUCUGGACGGUGAGUGGGACUUUGGAUUUUAACCCAGCUGGAAUCAGCCAAACCCUGGACUGACGGCUCUGCUGUCUUCCCUCACUGGAGGACGUCCUGCGGAUACCCUACUGGCCUUUACUAGCGUGCGUGCGAGGGGUCUCUCUCCCCGUUGGGGAGGCGUGCCGCGCAGACGGACGGACCGCUGGCGUGUGUGUGUGUACGUGUCUCUGCGUGCGAUUUCCCCCUAUGUCCUUCUUUUUGUGGCUGUGUGCGCACCAGGGCCCAGUAUAUGGAUAGAAGCUCUCUGUUUCAGCUCAUACAAGAGCAGCUGGACCCAGAGCAGACUGGUUUUAUAGCAGUGGAAAAUUUCACCAGUCUAGCUGAGCACCAUGAGUUACAGCUGGACCCCAGUAAACUGGAGAUGCUGCUGGCGCUGGUAGAGAGCAACGAACACGGACACGUCUGCUACCAAGAACUCAUAGAACUGCUGAACAGUAAACGUUCCAGUAGUUUCCGCCGAGCCAUUGCAAAUGGGCGUCGCACUCUGCAGCGAGAGAUCCUAUUGGAUGAGACGGGGUUGGGCGUGUACAAGCGCUUCGUGCGCUACGUGGCCUAUGAGAUUCUGCCAUGCGAGACGGACCGCCGAUGGUACUUUCAUCAGAGCAGACUCUGCCCUCCUCCUGUGUUCAUGACCAUCAUUACCAUUUUACAGAUCAUAGUGUUUAUGUGUUACGGCGUGAUGCUCAAUAAAUGGGUGUUGCAAACCUACCAGCCGGAUUUCAUGAAGAGUCCGCUGGUGUAUCAUCCCGGACACCGCGCUCAAAUCUGGAGGUUCUUCAGCUAUAUGUUCAUGCAUGUUGGGUUAGAGCAGUUGGGUUUCAACGCUCUUCUCCAGCUGAUGAUUGGAGUUCCUCUGGAGAUGGUUCAUGGGGUCCUGAGGAUCAGUCUGCUGUAUAUGGCAGGAGUCGUCGCUGGUUCUCUGACGGUGUCCAUCACAGAUAUGCGCGCUCCGGUGGUGGGCGGAUCCGGCGGGGUCUAUGCACUCUGCUCAGCACAUCUCGCCAACGUUGUCAUGGUAACCAAAACUAACUGCUGCCAUGGAACAUUUUCGCUUACGAGCUGCUCGGGGUACAGAUCCCGCCCCCUCCCUGAUGACACGCCCCCUCCCGGUGGCCCCCAAAAGCCACGCCCCCUGUCCGACACAUGUCCGACCUCAAUCUACUCCGCUCGACCAGCAGCGGAGACACGGACGUAA
Sinocyclocheilus anshuiensis is the source of this 1436-nucleotide messenger RNA. RefSeq names its product rhomboid-related protein 1-like. Gene Ontology annotation, cellular component: membrane. Gene Ontology annotation, molecular function: serine-type endopeptidase activity. NCBI's taxonomy places the organism in Eukaryota, Metazoa, Chordata, Actinopteri, Cypriniformes, Cyprinidae. The transcript is spliced from 7 exons. The record is from RefSeq and is a predicted model, not a curated record. Bases 471 to 1436 code for a protein of 321 amino acids.